AUGGGAAAUAAUAAUAGUCUUGGCGGUGGUAAUGCACUGCGAAAACAUGUGGAGACAGCGACGAAAACCGGUGUACUGCAGUAUGAUAAUCGAAAACUGAAAGAAGUCGAUCCUAGCCUUUGUUUGCCUGGCUUACGUACACUAUCGUUAAAUGAUAAUGAACUUCAGACAAUUCCGUCGCAAAUCGGCUUGAUGGUUAAUCUAAAAAAUCUAAGUCUUCGAAACAAUCAACUAAAUCAAUUACCGGAUUGUUUUAGUCAACUGAAAAAACUGGAAAAUAUUCAAUUAGGUCAAAAUCAACUCUGUACACUACCAACAUCAUUUGCGAAUCUAAGCGGCUUACGACAAUUGACUCUAUGCAACAAUAAGUUUACAACUAUACCUGAUUCAUUACUGAAAUUAAGCAAUUUACAGCUGCUCGAUCUUUCGGGAAAUCAAAUCACUGAAAUACCUGAUCAGAUUCAAACGCUGCAAGUCGAUGAACUCAAUCUGAAUGAUAAUCGAAUCACAAAAAUUUCUGAUCAUAUACGUUUAUGUCCUCGUCUGAAGACGUUACGUCUUGACAGAAAUCAUCUCCUGCUCGAUAUAAUUCCAGUUGGUUUAUUAACUGAUUCCAAUCUAUCAUUACUGUCAUACGAAGGAAAUCGAUUUGAUGAAAAAGCAUUUCAAGGCAAGGAAGGAUAUGAUCAAUACAUGCAGCGUUUCACCGCUAAUCGUCGAAAACUUGAAUAA
Molecule: messenger RNA, 732 nt
Organism: Adineta ricciae
Lineage: Eukaryota; Metazoa; Rotifera; Eurotatoria; Adinetida; Adinetidae
Source: the annotation of a GenBank genome assembly